GACGACCGUCAUUCGAAUAUGGAGCGUCGACCUGCGUUGCAAAAGCGUAAAAUGCUGCCAUACGUAAAAGCAAUGUUAAUAAAGCAUGAUUUAAUGGAGGCUGUCAUUGAUAAUGGUAUGAUGAAUGUAAUAUCGGAGUGGUUGGCACCGUUACCGGAUAAAUCAUUACCUGCACUGGAAAUUCGAACAGAUUUGUUAAAAAUCCUUCAAGAUUUUAAUCGACUGGAACCAGGAACUCUGAAACAAUCUGGAUUAGGACGUGCUGUAAUGCUACUGUAUAAGCAUCCACGCGAAACUAAAGAAAAUAAAGCUCUUGCUGCAAGGCUGAUUAGUGAUUGGGCUAGGCCCAUCUUCCAGCUUGAUACAGAUUUUCGUUCAAUGACAAAAGAUGAGCGUGUACAGCGUGAUUAUGCACAAUUAUCAGAAGCCAAACGACGCCGUUUAGAUGCUGGAUCCGAAAAUUCAGAUGCUGAAAAGGAGAUAUCAGAACCUCGUCCUGGUGACAAAGGUUUCAUAAUGCGCGCACGUGUACCACGACCAUCUCAAAAGGAUUAUGUUGUACGUCCUAAGAGUAAUGUUGAAGGUCAAUUUCGUGGAGCAACGAAGAAUCGUUCGAAUAGUCGACUCGAUCGAACACAGAGGGAAUUCAAAGAACGUACAAAACAGCAGCGGAUGCAGCAAGCCGUUGCUUGGGAGCCAAGACCAGGUGGGUUUCAAGCCAUAUUACAGUGCGAUGCAACAGGUGCUGAUUUCGGCGGUGAAAUUCCAAUGCUGAGUUUUAGUGCCAAUGAAACUGGUUGUGCAUAUUUUACAACACCUGAAGAUUCUUGUGAAGAUACUUUCAAUAAUCGGACCGGGUGUAUCAAUUAUUACGCAGUGGUACCUCGUGGUAACUGUAGCUUCUCCGAAAAAGCGUACCAUGCACAACGGGGAUAUCCAGAUCCGUACAGUGCGCUGAUUGUAUUCAACGAUGAUGGUCAUUCACCGGUACCAAUGGCUGGUAGCAAGUAUGCAGAUCGAGUUGUGAUUCCAGUCGUAAUGGUAAGCCAUGCAUGUAUGACCAAUAUGAUGGAUCGUUUUUCGGCUGAGAAAGGGUUAGUUUAA
Molecule: messenger RNA, 1104 nt
Organism: Acanthocheilonema viteae
Lineage: Eukaryota; Metazoa; Nematoda; Chromadorea; Rhabditida; Onchocercidae
Source: the annotation of a GenBank genome assembly